GUUCAUAAUAAAGACGUCACCCUCCGCUUUGACCGUGCCAACCAAGUGCGCAGCUCUUAACUGUACAACUACAACCUCGACAUGCUUGUGGACGACCGAGGAAUCCUCGCAUCCCCUGCCCUCGUCAACACAAACAUUCUGGCAUCUGCAGUGUCUCGGUAGCCUGGACGUCGUUUUUCACUACACGACGUUUUUGAGCACGAGCAGUUCUUUGCUGCGCACUUAGGAUUUAAAGGAAGGAGCAGGGACUCUUAAGGUGAGGGUGAUGAUGGAGGAGGUGUCAGGUCCCGGGUCUUGUACAUCAAAGCCCCCCCACAGUCUGCUGGAAUGGAAGAAAAGAGUCAAGUCAGAGUACAUGAGGUUAAGACAGCUGAAACGCUUUCGUAAAGCUGAGGAAGUUAAGGCUCUGUUCCUGUCUAAUCGGCGUAAAAUUGAAGGAAGGACUGAACUCCUGAAUGAGGAAUGGUCUAAGCUCCGAAUCCAAUCCAUCCCUCUGUCCAAGCCAAGUGGCUCUAUGCCCAGCAAAAAGUUGUGCAUGGUAGAGUUUGCCUCUCCGUCCUUUCCGAACCAGUCAGCUGCCAUGCGUCCCUUGACAACUGUUGCUGGGAUACCAUUCAUGUACUCCUGGUCCCCUUUGCAGCAGAACUUUAUGGUGGAAGAUGAGACAUUUCUGCAUAAUAUCCCCUAUAUGGGAGAUGAGGUGUUGGAACAGGAUGAGGCUUUCCUGGAGGAGCUGAUUGAUAACUAUGAUGGGGUGCAUGGAGACAGAGAUGGUGGCUUCAUAAAUGACGAGAUCUUUAAGGAGCUUGUGGAGGCACUGAGCCAGUACUCAGACCCAGAGGAAGAGGAGGAGAUUGAGCCCAAAGAGGGACCAGAGAGUAAGGAGGAGGAAAAGAGAGGGACAAAGAAAAGUACAACAGAGGGGCCAGAGGAAUCAAAAGUGGGCUUCAUUAAGAGGAAGAGGAGGAGCAGUGCUGAAGGAAGAGAGCUCUCCACCAAUAAGAAGAUCCCUCAUGACAAGAUCUUCACUGCUAUAGCAUCCAUGUUUCCGUACAAAGGCACCAUGGAGGAGCUGAAGGACAAGUAUAAAGAUCUCCUGGAGCCAUCAAGCCCUGUGAAGUUGCCUCCACUUUGUACGCCCAACAUGGACGGCCCCUUUGCCAAAUCUGUUCAGAGAGAGCAAAGUCUGCACUCCUUUCACACACUCUUCUGUCGUCGCUGCUUCAAAUACGACUGUUUCCUUCAUCCUUUCCAUGCAUCUCCCAACGUGUACAAGAGGAAGAAUAAAGAGAUCAGAAUGGAGACAGAACCCUGUGGACUCGAUUGCUUUCUUCUGCAGAAAGGAGCAAAAGAGUUUGCUGAUCAGAACAUGCUAAGGUCGCAAAGGUCUCGUCGGCGACGGCGACAGCCCCGCCCCUCAAGUUCAUGGUGCCCCACCCCCUCAGGCUCAGGUGAAGAGGGAAAAGAAGGAGAGAGCGACCACGAGACAACCAGCUCCUCAGAGGGUAAUUCUAGGUGUCCCAGCCCCACUAAAAUGAGACCAGGAGAGGAAGGAACAAGGCAGUCUGAGUUACCUCUACAGUGGAGCGGAGCGGAGGAGUCUCUGUUCAGAGUUCUGCAUGGCACAUAUUACAACAAUUUCUGCUCUAUCGCACGACUCAUCGGCACCAAGAAAUGCAGAGAGGUAUAUGAGUUUGCAGUGAAAGAGGUGCUGAUUCACCGUGUUCCACUGGAGGAUGGUGGGAUCUCACCUCAGAAGAAAAAACGAAAGCACAGAUUAUGGGCAAAGAUACAGCUGAAGAAAGACAACUCAUCCAAUCAAGUAUACAAUUUUCAGCCAUGUGAUCACCCUGAGCACCCCUGUGAUAGUUCCUGUCCAUGUGUGAUGACCCAGAAUUUUUGCGAGAAAUUCUGCCAGUGUGAUCGUGAGUGUCAGAAUCGGUUUCCUGGCUGUCGCUGUAAGACUCAGUGUAACACUAAGCAGUGUCCGUGUUAUCUGGCAGUGCGUGAGUGUGAUCCCGACCUUUGCAUGACCUGUGGGGCCGCAGACCACUGGGACAGCAAACAGGUCUCCUGCAAGAACUGCAGCAUCCAGAGAGGACUCAAGAAGCACCUGCUCCUGGCCCCGUCUGAUGUUGCAGGGUGGGGUACAUUCAUCAAAGAGCCAGUCCAGAAGAACGAGUUGAUCUCUGAGUACUGUGGAGAGCUUAUCUCCCAGGAUGAGGCAGACAGGAGGGGCAGGAUCUAUGACAAGUAUAUGUCCAGCUUUCUAUUCAACUUGAACAAUGACUUUGUAGUGGAUGCCACUCGAAAAGGGAAUAAAAUACGAUUUGCCAACCACUCUGUAAACCCCAACUGUUAUGCAAAAGUUGUAAUGGUUAAUGGUGAUCAUCGCAUCGGAAUCUUUGCAAAGCGAGCCAUACAGCGUGGAGAGGAGCUCUUUUUUGAUUACAGGUACAGUCAAGCAGAUGCAUUGAAGUAUGUGGGUAUUGAGAGAGAAAUCGACAUAGUGUAGACAUGCUUUCAUUAUGAGGAUGUCUACAUCAUUUAUCUGGUAACAUUUUUUGCCUACUCACUGAAAGUGGAAGAAAACGUGGUUUCCUGGCUUCUGGGCAUUAUGAAUGCCUAUGAGGAGUGAUUUUGUAAUGACAUCACAGAGUCGCUUGAUGAUGCAGUCCAAGGGUGAUGUCACUACCUUGAUCCUCUGAUUUGACCUGUGGUUUGAUUGAAUUGUCUGAACAAGUGUUCUCAAAUGUACAAAUCCACAACUGAACUAAAUGGCCAAUACCACAGGACCUUGAUAAGCCAGAUUCCACCAUUUCCCAGUGAUGUUCCUCUACCCACUAAAAGAUCAUGUGCAGAAGAAAAAAUGCCAGUUCAGACAAUUUUCAUACAUCAAUGAGGUUUGUAAAUCAAAUCUCUCCA
Messenger RNA from Myxocyprinus asiaticus (Chinese sucker), 2925 nucleotides. RefSeq names its product histone-lysine N-methyltransferase EZH2-like. Lineage: Eukaryota; Metazoa; Chordata; Actinopteri; Cypriniformes; Catostomidae. The record is from RefSeq and is a predicted model, not a curated record. Gene Ontology annotation, molecular function: histone H3K27 methyltransferase activity; protein binding. The transcript is spliced from 20 exons. The coding region runs from base 266 to 2515 and encodes 749 amino acids. Gene Ontology annotation, biological process: chromatin remodeling.